CCAAUCCCCACUCGCCAGUACCGAAUGAAGUGUCUUUGGAAGAUUUUUCCUUCCAGGAACUUUCACUCUAUUCGUGUUUUCUCUUCGUUAUUAUUUAUCAACCAAGCUUUGCCAAGAGGUAUUAUCCAAGUUAGGAUACGUUACGCCUGUGUAUCUACAAUGUCUUCAGAAAAGAAACCAUUUGAACGUCUUCCAAGAAGCGUGGUUCCCCGGCACUACGACCUCUCACUCACUCCGAAUCUAAAAGAAUUCACCUUUGCGGGACAGCAGACAGUACAAGUAGAGGUGAAAUCCUCAACAGAAAAAGUUGUGCUGAACUCUGUGGAUAUCAAAGUCAAUUCUGUGCAAUUUUCUUGUGAUGCUAUUAAUUUUAAUGCUCAAGAUAUUAGCUAUCAGAAAGAUGAUGAAACAGUCACAUUCACUUUCCCAUCCUCUCUUCCUCUUGGCAAUGGCAACCUGAAGUUGGACUUCACUGGUGAGCUGAAUGACAAAAUGAAAGGAUUUUAUCGCAGCAAAUACAUGGAUGGCGAACAAGAAAAGUACUGUGCUGUCACUCAGUUUGAGCCAACAGAUGCAAGGCGUGCAUUCCCUUGUUGGGAUGAGCCCUCUUGUAAAGCCACCUUUGAUGUUACUCUGGUUGUGCCACAAGACAGAGUUGCAUUAUCUAACAUGAAUGUCAUUGAAGAGAGAGCAGCUGAGGGGAACAACUCUCUCAAGGUUGUGAAGUAUGCACGCACACCAAUAAUGUCCACAUACCUCCUUGCAUUUGUGGUUGGUGAGUUUGAUUAUGUAGAGGGAUCUGACAGUGAUGGUGUUGCUGUGAGAGUUUACACACCGAAGGGUAAAAGUAUACAAGGCCAAUUUGCUUUAGAGGUUGCAGUCAAAACAUUACCAUUCUACAAGGACUACUUUGGCAUUAAGUACCCACUGCCCAAGAUGGACUUAAUUGCUAUUCCUGAUUUUGCAGCAGGUGCCAUGGAGAACUGGGGACUUGUUACUUACAGAGAAACAGCACUGCUCAUUGACCCCGAAAACUCUUCUUCUGCUACCAAACAGUGGGUGGCAUUGGUUGUUGGACAUGAGAUUGCACAUCAGUGGUUUGGAAACCUGGUCACUAUGGAAUGGUGGACUCAUCUUUGGCUAAAUGAAGGCUUUGCUUCCUGGAUCGAGUAUCUGUGCGUGGACCACUGCUUUCCUGAAUAUGAUAUCUGGACACAAUUUGUAACCUCAGACCUUGCACGAGCUCUUGAACUGGAUGCCCUCAAGAACAGUCACCCCAUUGAGGUGCCUGUGGGUCACCCUGCUGAGAUUGAUGAAAUAUUUGAUGCCAUUUCAUACAGCAAGGGUGCCUCAGUCAUUAGAAUGCUGCAUCAAUAUAUUGGAGAUAAGGAUUUCAGAGCUGGGUUAAAUCAAUAUCUUAACAAGUUCAAGUACAGCAAUGCAUCUACCGAUGAUUUGUGGGAUUAUCUAGGAGAAGCCAGUGGUAAGCCAGUGGCUAAAGUGAUGAAUUCCUGGACUAAGCAGAUGGGGUUCCCCGUGCUGACUGUCAAAGCAGAACAGAAGGGAAAUGAUAGAGAGCUGACCAUCACUCAGAAUAAAUUUUGCGCAGAUGGCUCUGCCACAGGCGCGGACCAGCGCUGGAAGGUCCCAGUAUGCAUCUCAACCUGUACAAGCCUUUCUGAGCCAGCUGUCAAGACAUUACUUGAGGCAGAUUCUUGCUCAGUGCAAGUCAGCGAUGUACAGCCACAUCAGUGGAUCAAGCUAAAUCCCGGUCAGGUAGGAUUUUACCGAGUCAAGUACUCUCCCGACAUGCUGGAACUGAUGCUCCCUGCCAUCAGUAACCUGACUCUUCCGCCCCGUGAUAGGCUUGGCUUGCAGAAUGACCUGUAUGCCCUGUCCCUUGCCGGUGUCGUGUCCUCAUGUGACUUCCUUAAGGUGGUCGAAGCUUUCAGCGCAGAGACCAACUACACUGUCUGGAAUGACCUGACCGUGAACCUGUCCAGUCUUGCUCUUGUCAUGCAGUACACUGACUGCUACGACAGCCUCAAGCGCUUCUGCCUUAAGCUUUACGAGCCUAUAUUCACCAAGCUUGGCUGGGAUGCAAAGCCGGGCGAAGGUCAUCUGGACGCGCUGCUGCGAGGCCUGGUCAUCGGGAGACUGGGCAAAUAUGGCCACGAGGCCACAGUAGCGGAAGCCAAGCGCAGAUUCGAAGCUCACUGCACCGGCAAAGCUGCAAUCCCUGCGGAUCUGAGAUCAGCGGUCUACAGCAUUGUACUGAAGCAUGGAGACGAGGCCAUGCUUAGCGCGGUGCAGAAACUGCUACGUGAGACGGACCUGCACGAGGAGCGCGUCCGACUCAUGAGAUGCAUGGGGAACGUUACGCAGCCCGAACUCAUUAGUAAAGUGCUUGACUUUGCCAUCUCGGAUGCGGUCCGCUCCCAGGAUACAGUGUUCGUCAUCGCUGGAGUAACGGGAAGCGUGGUGGGACGUGACCUCGCCUGGAAGUUUGUGCGUGACAACUGGGAAACGUUACAUGAGCGUUAUGAGGGAGGCUUCCUCCUCUCCAGACUGGUUAAGACAACGACGGAGAAUUUUGCAUCUGAGGAAAAAGUCAAAGAGGUUGAGGAGUUCUUCUCGAAGCACUCGGUGCCCGCAGCGGAGAGAACCAUCCAGCAAUCACUGGAAAACAUCCGUCUGAAUAUCGCAUGGCUGUCACGUGAUGCCGCACCCACUAAGGCCUGGCUGCAUAGCAAAGGCUUCUAAGCCUUCCCCCCCUCCCCAAGGACUGGUUGCACAUGGAGUUCUAUGGUAGAAAACCGAGAGAAUCUGGGACCAAAUUACCCUACAGCGAGCAUAGGGGUUUAAGCACAUCUCUAAUUUAAUUCUCGAACUUCGCUAUUUUUACCAACAUUGCCAUUAACUUGUCCAUUCUAAAACAGCAUUUCAUUGGGUAAAUAAAUUUGAACAAAUGUCC
This is a messenger RNA of Nematostella vectensis (starlet sea anemone), 2974 nucleotides long. RefSeq names its product puromycin-sensitive aminopeptidase. The transcript has 23 exons. The coding region runs from base 25 to 2763 and encodes 912 amino acids. Lineage: Eukaryota; Metazoa; Cnidaria; Anthozoa; Actiniaria; Edwardsiidae. The record is from RefSeq and is a predicted model, not a curated record. Gene Ontology annotation, biological process: proteolysis; peptide catabolic process. Gene Ontology annotation, molecular function: zinc ion binding; metalloaminopeptidase activity; peptide binding. Gene Ontology annotation, cellular component: cytoplasm.